CACGGCACGAACUGACGUGACAUACUAGAAGAGGAAUCUCUACACAGUGAAGAUAUGGAUUCCAUGUGGGUAACAUCCGCUGUACUGACAUGGAUCCUCAUGACUGCAUCUGCGGACUCUAACUCCGGGGAAGUUAUCACCACCAAAUACGGAUCUUUUCGGGGCAGACAAGUCCCGCCACCCAAAGACAGGAUGCGUGCAGUGAACAAGUAUCUGGGGAUUCCGUACGCAAAACCACCGGUUGGUAACCUGAGAUUCAGACCACCACAGGAACCAGAAGCUUGGGACAAGGGUAAGGUGAGAGACUUCACCAAGUUUGGUCCCGCCUGUCCGCAGAUUGUAACAUCAGGAGACACCGACCUGCCGUCAGCAGUCCAGAACAGGGAAGCCAUGCGGCCGUUCCUGCAGACCAUGGACGAAGAUUGUCUGUACCUGAACAUCUACAGUCCUGUUAUUAACGGUCCUGCUCUUGAUGAGAGGUACCCGUUAGCCGUGCUUGUGUUCAUCCACGGCGGGGGCUACACAACCGGAACCGGAAAUGCUUACGACGGGACCGUGCUAGCCAGCCACGGCGCUGUAGUGGUGGUCACCAUCAACUACAGACUGGGAGUACUAGGAUUUCUAAGCAUGGAAGACCAAUUUGCAUCUGGAAACUAUGGCCUUCUGGAUCAGAUCGCAGCUCUUGAUUGGAUCAGUGAAAACAUCAGACACUUCGGUGGGGACCCGACCAGAGUUACUCUUGUAGGGUUUGGUGCUGGGGCGGCGUGUGUCAACUUACUGGCGCUGUCUCCUAAAGCUGCAGGAAAGUUUCGCCGUGCGAUCAUUCAGAGUGGCUCGGCUUUAGGUACCGGCGCUAUCACUGAAGACUCGCGGCACUACGCAACAAUGCUGGCGGAGAAACUAGACUGUUGCCGACCGGACGCUGCUCAAACAGUACAAUGUCUCCGUAACAAACCUUACCAGGAGCUGCUACUAAAGAACAUGACCCCACCAUCUUCCAGUUACUACGCCAUGUUCGGUCCGUCCGUGGAUGGUGUUGUUGUUCCCGAUCAACCGAGAAGACUACUUGAAGGAGACUUAUUCCGGAGCUAUGACUUCAUGGUUGGGCUGUCAGAAGAGGAUGGAUAUAAGUACAUUCCAAGCAUCGCUGUGAUAGAAAACGGUCUGUCCGAUGAUGACUACAGGAAUCUGAUCAGCGACUUUGUUAACCAGGUAUUUCCCUAUAGAGAAAAUGAGAUCCAAGACGCCAUACUGUUUCUGUACACAAACUGGGGAAAUGACACGAAUGAAACUAGAAGAGCCGGUGUUGUGCGCAUGCUCACAGAACAGCAGAUCGCAGUGCCGAUUGUUGAGGUGGCCAAUCUCCAUUCUACCAAGAACACAGAGAGCUCGACAUACAUGUAUUCUUACAGCUAUAAGGCCAUUAAUACACCCAACCCGAAAUGGGUAGGAGCGGUACAUGGGGACGAGCUGCCAUUUAUGUUUGGUGCUCCCGUUGCCACAAAAGGCAUCUUCCAGCAGCUGAAUUUCACUAAAGGUGAAUCUAUGUUGAGCGUCGCCAUGAUGACAUACUGGAGUAAUUUUGCUAAAACUGGAGAUCCUCAGCAGCCCAGAGUACAAGCCACUACGUUUCUCCACGAAAGACCGAACAAGUUUGAGAACAUCCAGUGGACACAAUACAGUAUAGACAACUGCAGUAAUUGUCAAGAAACUUACCUGUACUUGGGAAUGAAACCUCGGGUGGUAGAAGGUUUUCGACCGCAGCGCAUUGCUUUCUGGAUUGAGCUUGUUCCAAAGUUACUCUAUCCCCAGGAAGUUCCUAGUAACAACUAUCUUUACCCUCCGGAAGAUGCGGACGAAUUGUGUCAAAUCCUGGAUAUCGGACAGACAAUUCUAACCGGAGGUGGCCUCGCUGUACGCCGUCCAGACGGUUGGACAAAGCCUUCAGUUGGCGUGACAGGCUCAAGCACAACGUGCAUUUCUAUAUUACCUACUUCCGCUUCUCCAAGCCAAUUUCCUGGAAAUACUGUUCCUGGACUUACAGGGGAAUGGCAACCGGGAUCUGCCGGCUCUAACGUCAGUACAAAGGACAAGGGACAAAAUUACUCUGAACUCAGCAUCGUGAUUGCAGUAGGGACGUCGUUACUGGUUGUUAACGUCAUCGUCUUUGCUGUAUGCUACAAAAGAGGAAGGGCGCGCACGAAAAGGCAUAAAGAGACCGAAACUCGUGAGAGAAUCAGGUUAAAGGUUACGGACGUGCGGGAGGUGCUCAAAGCCUACGAGAUUGCGGAAAGCUGCGGUUCAAGCCCCUGCCAAACGUUGGAGAUAAUCGCACUGAAGGAUGAAAGAAUAGAAAACUGUGCCAAGUUUCAGGAAAAGGGCGAUAUCUUGUAAAAAAAAAAUUAUUCGUCUUUUGUAAUGUGGUACGACGUUUGCAUAUGGUAUUUCAUAGCAACACCCCUGUCCUAUGACACGACGUAUGACUGUGCCUUUUGUCAAUGAAAUACCUGGUCGUAUCAGUAAUUGCCUAACUCUCUACAUGACGGCCGUUGCAGCCUAUAGCUACCUGAUCUACAUCGUCAAUUUAUAUGAAAACUAUGCUCAAAACGCAGCUUGAGAUUUUCCCUACUUUCUUUUAUUCCGAGCAGCGCAUAUCUAAGAACGCUUUAUGUUUGGUAGCUUCAUCGUAUUCCGCAUCCCAACACAAUUUGACCCAUGGUACAACGACACAUAUAUAUGUUCUAAUGUCACAUGGGUUGGUCCAAAACAUACUAUAGGGUUCUUAUCAGCAUUUACUUAGAAGCAAAUCUUUUAGGCAUGGUAUCAACACAAGGUGUUGAAUGAAUGAAUGCCGAUUUAACGUAGUCGCGUAUACGAUAACUUCGAUACUGUUAAAAUGAAGUUUCAAUGGCUUUCAGUGGCUCUGAUAUUUAUGCAAACUAGCUAUGUA
Messenger RNA from Branchiostoma floridae (Florida lancelet), 2950 nucleotides. RefSeq names its product neuroligin-4, X-linked-like. Gene Ontology annotation, biological process: synaptic vesicle endocytosis; presynaptic membrane assembly; postsynaptic membrane assembly. The transcript is spliced from 5 exons. Gene Ontology annotation, cellular component: cell surface; synapse. Lineage: Eukaryota; Metazoa; Chordata; Leptocardii; Amphioxiformes; Branchiostomatidae. The coding region runs from base 55 to 2394 and encodes 779 amino acids. The record is from RefSeq and is a predicted model, not a curated record. Gene Ontology annotation, molecular function: neurexin family protein binding; signaling receptor activity.